Molecule: messenger RNA, 534 nt
Organism: Hyaloperonospora brassicae
Lineage: Eukaryota; Oomycota; Peronosporomycetes; Peronosporales; Peronosporaceae
Source: the annotation of a GenBank genome assembly
AUGGUCAAGUCGGACGUGUAUAGCUCGCCAAUCGUCUUCUCGCAGCUCGACCUGCGGGUCGGUAAGAUCGUCGACGUGAAGGCGCACCCGAACUCCGAGCGCCACUAUGUCGAGCAGGUCGACAUUGGCAAAGGCGAGCGGCUCGAGAUGGUCGCGGAGCAUCAGCCGCACUUUGCCGAAGAGGAGCUGCUCGACCGCAAGGUCGUCGUGCUGUGCAAUGUCAAGAUGGUCAAAGUCGUGCGCCUGCGCUCGACGGGCCGGAUCUUGCAAGUGACCGACGACAAGGGGAAGGUGGAGCUGCUGUGUCCGAGUCCCGAGGCGGAAGUGGGCGAGCGCGUGUACGCGAGUGGCGAGGAGCUCCAGGAGCCAGUGACGGCGAUCCAAAUGAAGAAGAACAAAGUGUGGGAGACGCUGUGCAAGGACAUGAAGACGACCAACAAGUGCGAGGUCAUGUACCGAGACCGGUACGUGGUGCGCUCGCGCGCGGGUCCCGUCUACGUCGAGUCGCUCAAGAAGGUGCCUGUGACCAAGUAA